Ceratotherium simum simum (southern white rhinoceros) is the source of this 2198-nucleotide messenger RNA. It is a transcript of the gene HAUS3, whose product is annotated as HAUS augmin like complex subunit 3. Gene Ontology annotation, cellular component: microtubule organizing center; mitotic spindle; HAUS complex. NCBI's taxonomy places the organism in Eukaryota, Metazoa, Chordata, Mammalia, Perissodactyla, Rhinocerotidae. The record is from RefSeq and is a predicted model, not a curated record. Gene Ontology annotation, biological process: microtubule organizing center organization; spindle assembly.
CUUCUCUUUAUCUUCACCAGACAUUUCAGCUGUAACUAUCUCUGGGGUAGAUAGUUCCCAAAUAUCAUGUGAUAUUUAUCUAUAUUGUCCUUUUAAAAAUAUAGUCGCCUUUCUUUGUGGUCUAAUACUUGUUUUUUUCCUCCCCCAGGAGAUAUCGUUAUAGAUCCUAAAAAUAUUUUUUCCCCUUCUCUAUGGACUUAACAUAAAAUUAGUUUUGUUUGUAUUUGGAUUUAUUUUUUAAAUAUUAACACUGUAAAACCAUAUCAGUUACAAAAUAUCUGGGUAAACCAUGAGUUGUGGAAAAGAGUUUGUGGAAACAUUAAAAAAAAUUGAUUAUCCCAAAGCUGAUAUUCUUAAUGGGGAAGAUUUUGACUGGUUAUUUGAGACUGUUGAAGAUGAAUCAUUUUUGAAGUGGUUUUGUGGGAAUGUGAAUGAACAGAACAUAUUGUCUGAAGAAGAAUUGGAAGCUUUUAGCAUUCUUCAAAAAUCAGGCAAGCCCAUCCUAGAAGGAGCAGCAUUGGAUGAAGUUCUUAAAACCUGUAAAACUUCUGAUUUGAAGACACCUAUCCUGGAUGACAAAGAGCUAGAGAAGUUAGAGGAUGAGAUUCAAACUCUGCAGAAAUUAAAGAACCUAAAAAUUCAGCGACGUAAUAAAUGCCAGUUGAUGGCUUCAGUAACUAGCCACAAGUCUCUGAGGUUAAAUGUUAAAGAAGCAGCAGCCACUAAAAAGCUGAAGCAGAGUCAAGGAAUUGUAAAUGCUAUGAAUACUAAGAUCGGUAAUGAACUUCAGGCUCUUACUGAUGGAGUUACAAAAUUGAUGAUGUUCUUCAGACAUUCUGAUUUGGGUCAAGGGAAAUAUCCACUGGUGUUUUUAUCUCAGUUUUCCUUGGAAAAAUAUCUAAGCCAAGAAGAGCAAAGCACAGCAGCAUUAACCUUGUAUACCAAAAAACAGUUCUUUCAGGGUAUACAUGAAGUAGUUGAAAGUUCAAAUGAAGAAAAUUUUCAACUUGUAGAUAUACAGUCACCAUCUAUUUGUGAUAAUCAAGAAAUCCUUGAGGAGAGACGGCUAGAGAUGGCUAGGCUGCAGCUAGCAUACAUUUGUGCUCAACAUCAGUUAAUUCACUUGAAAGCAAGUAAUUUGAGCAUGAAGUCAAGUAUAAAAUGGGCAGAGGAGAAUCUUCAUAGCCUCACUAGCAAGGCUCUUGGCAAAGAUAAUUUGGAUGCUAGAAUUUCUGGUUUGAACAGUGAGAUUCUGAAACUUGAAGAACAAAUCACUCAUAUAAAAGACAAAAGUUUGCCUGCUGUGGUAAAAGAGAAUGCCCAGUUAUUGAAUAUGCCAGUUGUAAAGGGAGAUUUUGAGCUGCAGAUUGCUAAGCAAGACUAUUAUACAGCGAGACAAGAGUUAGUUUUAAAUCAGUUGAUAAAACAAAAGGCAUCAUUUGAACUUCUACAGUUAUCAUAUGAAAUUGAAUUAAGAAAGCAUUGGGACGUAUAUCGUCAACUUGAAAAUUUGGUUCAAGAACUUAGUCAAAGUAAUAUGAUGCUCCACCAGCGAUUAGAAAUGCUAACAGACCCAUCAGUAUCUCAGCAGAUAAAUCCAAGGAACACCAUUGAUACCAAGGAUUAUUCUACUCAUAGGCUUUAUCAACUUUUAGAAGGAGAGAAUAAGAAAAAAGAAUUGUUUAUAACCCAUGAAAACCUGGAGGAAGUGGCUGAGAAAUUAAAACAGGAUGUUUCUUUAGUACAAGAUCAGUUGGCAGUAUCUGCUCAAGAACAUUCUUUCUUUCUAUCCAAACUGAAUAAUGAUGUGGACAUGCUUUGUGAUGCUUUGUAUCAAGGAGGAAAUCAGCUUUUGCUUAGUGAUCAGGAGUUAAUGGGGCAGUUUCAUCAAGUUGAAUCUCAACUGAAUAAGCUAAAUCAUCUUCUUACUGAUAUUCUUACUGAUGUGAAAACAAAAAGAAAACUUUUGGCAUCUAAUAAACUGCAUCAAAUGGAAAGAGAAUUAUAUGUUUAUUUUUUAAAAGAUGAAGAUUACCUGAAAGAUAUCGUGGAAAAUUUAGAAAACCAAUCAAAUAUUAAGCCUGUUGGUCUCCAAGAUUGAAAAUUACUAAAAACUGAAUCUUUACUACAUAUGCUAUAUUUUAAUGUUUUAUGUAUGAAGAGGAGAAUAUAGCUAAUAAACAUUACUAAAAUUUUAA